Molecule: messenger RNA, 2416 nt
Organism: Strongylocentrotus purpuratus (purple sea urchin)
Lineage: Eukaryota; Metazoa; Echinodermata; Echinoidea; Camarodonta; Strongylocentrotidae
Product: neuromedin-B receptor-like
Exons: 1
Coding region: 251-1393 (380 amino acids)
Biological process (GO): G protein-coupled receptor signaling pathway
Cellular component (GO): membrane
Molecular function (GO): neuropeptide Y receptor activity
Source: RefSeq, a predicted model, not a curated record
CUUAUUCCCACUUCAGUACCCUGCUUGAGGCGGAUUAGUGCUCUUGAGAAGCAAGACGCAAACAUUGCCUUCACCAAUAGGAGGCGUCGAAAGAACUGCGCAACACUGUUGACUUUCGAGGCAUUUGAUAAGCGGAACUUGAUUGGUUGGCCGUGCCGUGUGGUGAACCUAACGCGCGAGCCGUAUCUGAGUUUGACUCGGUUCCAUCACAACUUUUUUUGCGGGAGCGUUUAAGAAGAGCGAGUUCACAAUGUGUCGCAACAUUCUACCGCCCGCCAUGGCUCAGUUCGGGGAGCCCGGUGCUGAAGGAGAUGCUUCAUAUUCCAGUUACUCUUACGAUAUGAACGGAAAUUACACACUUGAUGGAGGUCUACCGCUUUCCCUGGCGGCUCCGAUUUUCAUGAUUUGCACCGUAAUUGUGGGGACUCUUGGAAACGGAGGAUUAAUUUACAUACUCUUACGGAACCGCGACAUGAGAAACAUACCUAACCUUUUGAUUUUGAACCUGUCACUUGGAGAUUUUCUUUAUCUCACUUUUAAUGUGCCGUUUUACAUCGCCAAUUAUCUGUCUGGUUCGCUCAAUUGGAACCUUGAUUUGUGUCGCUUUGUAAAUGCUGUGCAAUUUAUCUCACAGGGCGUUUCCGUCCUGACUCUGACUGCCUUGAGCACGGACCGAUAUUACGCAAUCGCCCGACCUCUAAAGCAACGGCAGAGCGACUCGACGCGGCGGACUCUCGGGCUGGCUGCGGGGAUCUGGCUGCUAUCCAUUGUGUUCGCCAUACCAUCCAUGGCGCUGGCUACUACGGAAACAGGUGGUUGCACACUAUCCUAUCAAACCCCCGAGACUAAGGGCUACUACACUUCACUUUUCCUUUUCUUAUACGUCAUACCCCUGAUCAUCAUAUCUGUGUUUUAUUCGCUCACAGCAAUCGCUCUUCUGAAAGGAACCUUUAAGCUGGAGUCACGGGUUCGACAGGGCGGCAACGAGAAGCGCGUUCGAUCACGGACUCGUCUGGCCAUCAUCAUCCUUAUCGCCGCCGUCUGCUUCGCCAUCUGUUGGUUCCCAUUUUACCUGUUCGCGCUCUGGUUCGAGUUCGGGUUUAACCCCAGGCUCUUCAGCAAACCCGCCAUGUUCUGUCUCUUUGAUAUGCACUAUCUUCUACCUAUGUUGGGAUCUUGCCUCAAUCCCAUCAUCCUCUUCGUCAUGAGCUCCAACUACCGGCGCCACCUUCGGGAUAUCUUCAGCUGUUUUCGGUGUAACUCGACAGCGGCCAAACGCCACUUCUCGUCGGCGAAGUCAUGGACGAUGAUGUCACUUCGCACCAACUCUUACUCGCUCUCUCCCAGCAGUGUGACAGAAAUGCCAACCAGGUGCUCAACUCACCUGUCAUAGCCACAUCUCUGGACAGUUUACGAACUCACCAACUUCGAAGCGAACGCCUAAGAUCACGAACAAGGGAGAGAUAAAAAGGUAUACCCUUGAUGAAAGAUAUACUGACAUGUUUAUAAAUUUGUCCAUUUACAGCACUAUAAACACGGAUCUCUACGAAAGUUUUUCGUAGAAACGACUGGUACCAGAGCUUGGUUUGCUUAACAGCCUGUCGGGAAAAUGAGUAAUUAGUAUAUAAAGAGAUAUGUUACUAAAAUGAAUGAACAAAGAAGAAACCACUGGAUGGUCAUCUAUUUUUUCUAUAUCAUGUAGUCAGAAAGAGACACGCUUUUUUUUUAUGUCCCCGUGUAUUAUUCAGACCGUUUGCUUGUAUAUAUAUAUAUAUUGCAUUCAUGGCGAAAUCUAAAGUAGGAAACGAUAUGAGAGUGUUACUACACCCAGCGAAGCCCUGCAACAAAACAAAAAUAGCUGUCAUAAUUUUCUCAAUAGUAAAGGACUCCCGAUAUAUUUAUACGAUAAUUAACAAGGUUUGUCAAAGAAGAAAUAUAAUGUUGAUGUUAGUAUAAAAUUAUUGUAUUGAACAGCUGAAUACUAUUUGCCUAUCUGGAUAACGACAUAUAAAAAGCCCAGGUUUAUUUGACAAGCUAUUACUAUUUAUAUGUUUUGGUUCAAGCAAUACAUCUAUCAACUAGGCCUAACACGAAAAUACAUAUUCGUUUACUUAUUCAUCUUUAAAAAAUAGAGUUUAGUAGAUCGCAGGAUCUUUAUUGAAAUAGAAGAGGAAGAAUAUGACAGCGCAUGGUAUGUUAUGUUGUAAUAACAGAAAGCAUUAAGGCUUUAAUGGCUCAUAACGCUUAACAAAACGUGUUUAUCAUGAUAUGGGACAAGGUUACUAGUAAUAGGAUAUACAUUGUGUUCAUGUUUGGCUUUAGCUUGGCAAAAUGCGGGCAUAUUUGAGCUCGAAGCAAUACAUCAAAUGACCAUGACAUGUAAUCCAUUCAAAAACACUGUGUACAAGUUCACAGU